Molecule: messenger RNA, 1359 nt
Organism: Scheffersomyces coipomensis
Lineage: Eukaryota; Fungi; Ascomycota; Pichiomycetes; Serinales; Debaryomycetaceae
Product: tRNA threonylcarbamoyladenosine dehydratase
Exons: 1
Coding region: 1-1359 (452 amino acids)
Biological process (GO): cyclic threonylcarbamoyladenosine biosynthetic process
Cellular component (GO): mitochondrial outer membrane
Molecular function (GO): tRNA threonylcarbamoyladenosine dehydratase activity; ubiquitin-like modifier activating enzyme activity
Source: RefSeq, a predicted model, not a curated record
AUGACUAACUCUUCAGGAUCGAGUCUAUGGUUCACAGUAUUGGCCACAGCAGCCAUAACUGCUGGUUUGGUGGAAACAUACCAUAGAUAUAUCUUAUCAACCACUUCAUCAUCAUCAUCAUCAUCAUCAUCAUCUACUUCAUCACCUCCUACCAAGAGAGUUGAUCAACAAAAGGAACAUUCUGAAGAAUUAAUAAGAGAACAAUUAGCAAGAAACUAUGCGUUUUUAUCAGACGAAGGUAUGACGAAAGUCAGAAAUCAGAGAAUCGUCUUAGUAGGAGCAGGUGGAGUUGGAUCUUGGGUUGCAACUAUGUUAAUCAGAUCGGGAGUUGAAAAUCUUAAAAUCAUUGAUUUUGAUCAAGUAUCAUUAAGUUCAUUGAAUAGACAUGCGGUUGCUACUUUAGCUGAUGUCGGGAUUUCAAAAGUUGAUUGUUUAAAAAAUCAUUUAUUACAAAUUUGUCCUUGGGCUAAUAUCGUAGUUAAAAAUCAAUUAUGGAAUAUCAAUAAUUCAAACGCAUUAAUCUAUGGUGAAGAUGGAGAAGAUGAUUUCAAUCCAACUUAUGUCAUUGAUUGUAUUGAUAAUAUCGAUACUAAAGUUGAUUUAUUAACUUUUUGUUAUGAAAAUAAGCUUCCUGUGAUUUCAUCAGGUGGAGCCGCCUGUAAAUCUGAUCCAACUAGAAUUAAUAUAAGUGAUAUUUCCAAGACGGAAGAAGAUCCAUUAGCAAGAUCAGUUAGAAUCAGAUUAAAGAAAAGAGGAAUCCUUACUAAUAUCCCAGUGGUAUUUUCUGCUGAAAAACCAGAUCCAAGAAAAGCUCAAUUAUUACCAUUAUCAACUGAAGAAAUUGAAAAAGGUUCAGUUGAUCAAUUGGCUGCUUUACAAAACUUCAGAGUGAGAAUCUUACCAGUGUUAGGUACCAUGCCAGGUAUGUUUGGUUUAACUAUUGCUACAUAUCUUAUAACUUCCAUCUCAGGAUAUCCUAUUGAACCUAUAGAAGGUAAGAAUAGAUAUAAGAUCUAUGAUGGGAUGUUACAAAGUUUAGCGGGUCAACAAUCAAGAAUCGGUAAAUUAGAACAAAGAAUUCCUAUCUCAUUAAAUGAUGUACCAUAUAUUUUAGAAGAAAUUUAUCGUGGUAAAUCCCCUAUUUCAAAUUAUUCUACCAGAUUAACUUUAUCGAGAUGGGAUCCAGCUCAAGAAUUAUCAUUCCAAAAUGUCGUUAUCAUGACCAAAGAAGAACAAAAGGCUCAUGAAGAUAGUGUAUUGAAUGGUGGUAAAUCAUUGACUGAAUUCUAUAGUCAAGAUAUAUUGGAUAGAGUUGAACAAAGAUUUAAAGAAGAAAAAUAUUAUUCUCAAUUUAGAUAG